GAAAAGCCCGGGUUAUAGGAGCGUGGAGGAAAAUGAGGGCAGACAUCAGAGCCAGUAAGGUGGAUUUUGUCCAAUGAACUCACCAGAUAACUAAUGUGGAGGAGCCCGCUGCUGAGGGGCACCACCUGUCUCUUGCAGGUGGCAGCCCCGAGGUUUCUCCACCAAAGACACAUCCCAUCCCUCUGUGUGAGACCUCUCACUCAGGGGCUCCUGCACAGGCCUCCCUGUGGUUUGGAGCUUCGGGGUACCGGCUACUUCCUGGCACACAGUGGGACCAGGGCUUUUAAGAAAGAUGCAAAGUCUACUGUGGAGUUCCCUGUGAGCCCCGUCACAGUCACAGACAUCAAACAGUACCUGCGCUCCAAAGACAUUCCCUUCCACGAUGGCUACAGCUGCCUCCACACUCCGAGCAUCUUCGUGGAAGCGUCCGCCAGGAGGGACAGCUGCUCCCUGUUCGUCGACAAAACCACCGGACAGUUUCUGUGCAAGGACACGCUGGUGGAAGGGAGCUGGGAGGAUCUCCAGGACUGCCUGGAGGUGAUGCAGAAGGAGGAGCAGGACUUCCUCAGCCCCCGUGUGCUGCUGGGAUACCCGGAGAGUUUGGAGGAGCAGGAUGAGAUGGAGAGGGAGCUGAGGGAGGUGCAGAGGAUCUGGUCCAGCUCCGUGCCCUUCUCUGACCUUCCCGAGGACGAGGCUCUGCUGGUUAAGACCAUGUUCCAGAUCACAAAGGUCUCAAAUGCAACACUCAAGAGGUUUGGCGUGCGGCUCUUCAAACCUACCAAGAGUCUGGUUUUCCCCUGGUUUGGUGGACCCGACUCCUCCCUAAAGGGGGUGAAGCUGCUCUCCGCCCAAAGCACAGACACUGACAGAGUUAUCUACAAUGAAGCUACAGUCCCAAAGUCUAAUUCGUACUACAGCCUGUUUGGCCUCCCCCUGGUGGGCCGUAUGGACACGGAGGUGGUGCUGACCGGACACGAACUGGACACUCUGGCUGUGAGCCAGGCCACGGGACUCCCCAGCGUGGCUCUCCCACGCGGGGUCAGCUGCCUCCCGCCGAUCCUGCUGCCUUACCUGGAACAGUUCAAGCGGGUGACGCUGUGGCUGGGAGACGACAUUCGCUCCUGGGAGGCGUCGAAGAUCUUCUCGCGCAAGCUGGGUCUGAGGCGCUGCUCGCUGGUGCGGCCCGGGGAGUACCGGCCGUGUCCCGUAGAGGCGCUGGCCCAGGGGAAGAACUUCAGCCACAUCAUCAAAUCCUCCAUCCCAGCGGCCCACAAGUCCAUCGUUUCCUUCAAGCAGCUCAGAGAGGACGUGUACGGGGAGCUGGUGAACACGGAGCAGGUGGCCGGAGUGAAGUGGGGGAGGUUUCCAGAGCUCAACAGGAUCCUGAAGGGACACCGCAAGGGGGAGCUGACGGUUUUCACAGGUCCUACCGGCAGUGGGAAGACCACCUUUAUCAGUGAGGUUGCCCUGGACCUCUGCAUGCAGGGCGUCAACACGUUGUGGGGCAGCUUCGAGAUCAACAACGUGCGCCUGGCGAAGAUCAUGCUGACGCAGUUUGCCAUGCAGAGGCUGGAGGAGAACCUGGAGCAGUACGACUUCUGGGCAGACAAGUUCGAAGAGCUGGCGCUCUACUUCAUGACCUUCCACGGGCAGCAGAACAUCAAGACGGUGCUGGACACAAUGCAGCAUGCUGUCUACCUUUACGACAUCAACCACGUGAUCAUCGACAACCUGCAGUUCAUGAUGGGGCAAGAAAACCUCUCAGUCGACAAGUUUGCGGUCCAGGACCACAUUAUCGGAGCGUUCAGGAAGUUUGCCACCAACAGCAGCUGCCAUGUCACUCUGGUCAUUCACCCCCGGAAAGAGGAGGAUGACCGAGAGCUGCAAACCGCCUCCAUCUUUGGUUCAGCAAAGGCCAGCCAAGAAGCCGACAACGUCCUGAUUCUGCAGGAGAAGAAGCUGGUAACGUGUGCCGGCCGCAGGUCCCUGCAGGUCACCAAGAACCGCUUCGACGGAGACGUGGGCAUCUUCCCUCUGGAUUUCAUCAAGUCUUCGCUCACGUUCGCUGCUCCCAUCAAAGGCAAGCACAAGCUGAGGAAGGUCCCCACCAAGCCGGAGAACGAGGAGGACGAGGGCAGCGAGGUGGUGGUGAAGAAGGAAGAAGUUAAAAAAGAGAAAGCGGCCAAAACAAAGACGCCACGAAAUAUUAAGAAAGGAAGUGAAAGCAUGGAGAAGUAACUAUAAUAUAGUGCAAUUCAUGGGCACGAUGGAUCACAUUUACAUUUACAUGUUAGACAGUUUUAUGUCCGUAAAAGGUUCAUCUGAGCUGAACAUUUAGUACGUUGGAGCGAUGCCAAAUGAUGUAAUUCACAAUGAAACAAAUGAAUUUGAGGUUACUGAAGGUUUAUUUCAUUAUGGAAUGAAGUACGGAUGUGUCAACCAGAAUGAUGGUUUAAGUGUUGGUACAUAUUAAGCUUUUCUAUGCAGGUACUUCUGAAUAUUAUUACUGUAAUUAUUACAAAUACUGCUAAACUCGUUCUACGUUUUCACAAGAAAAAUACUGUGACACCAAGUUGUUGAGUAUUUCAUGUUAAAACACUAGCUCACAUUGCCGUAGCGUGCUCUCUACUGACGUUUUGUACAAAGAUGAUUUAUUAAAUGAGCUGCUUUUUUAAAAAAAAAUA
This is a messenger RNA of Anarrhichthys ocellatus (wolf-eel), 2684 nucleotides long. RefSeq names its product twinkle mtDNA helicase (gene twnk). Gene Ontology annotation, molecular function: single-stranded DNA binding; ATP binding; 5'-3' DNA helicase activity. Gene Ontology annotation, cellular component: mitochondrion. The transcript has 7 exons. Bases 94 to 2238 code for a protein of 714 amino acids. Gene Ontology annotation, biological process: mitochondrial DNA replication. Lineage: Eukaryota; Metazoa; Chordata; Actinopteri; Perciformes; Anarhichadidae. The record is from RefSeq and is a predicted model, not a curated record.